UAACUGCCAACAUGGCUGGUAUGAAACAAACUCCGCUCACGUGCAGUGGCCAUACGAGACCUGUUGUCCAUCUUGCUUUUAGCCAAAUUACUCCAUAUGGAUAUUUCUUAAUAUCUGCAUGCAAAGAUGGGAAGCCAAUGCUCCGACAAGGUGACACUGGGGACUGGAUAGGAACAUUUGUUGGCCAUAAGGGAGCUGUAUGGGGAGUUGCACUGAAUAAGGAUGCCAGCCAUGCAGCAACUGGAGCUGCUGAUUUCACUGCUAAACUUUGGGAUGCAGCAAGUGGUGAAGAUCUUCAUACUUUUCCCCACCAACAUAUAGUGAAGAGUGUGAACUUCAGUCCAGAUGGGAAGAAGUUGCUGACUGGUAGCAAUGAAAAAAUUGUACGCAUUUUUGAUAUCAACCAGUAUGAUGCAGAACCUUUGCUGUUUAAGGGUCAUACAUCUGCCAUUAGACAUGCUCUCUUUUUAAAGGAAGAAAAAGUUGUGAUUAGUGCUUCUGAUGACAAGACUGUAAGAAUUUGGGACACUGGCACUCAACAAGAAGUGAAGAAACUGGAAUUCAAGGCAACUCCAAGUAGUUUACAAGUGUCACAGGAUGGAACUCUUCUAGUCAUUACACAUGGAAGCAACAUUAGCUUUUGGGAUGCCAACAGUUAUGACCAAAUCAAAGAAUAUACAGCCCCUACUCAAGUCAGUUCGGCAUCUUUACAUCCUGAUAACUCUGUGUUUGUUUGUGGAGGAGAAGACUUUAAAAUGUACAAGUAUGAUUAUGAGACUGGAGCAGAGCUUGAUUCUUUCAAAGGCCACUUUGGACCAAUUCACUGUGUGCGAUUUUCUCCUGAUGGAGAAUUGUAUGCAAGUGGUAGUGAGGAUGGAACCCUUCGGUUGUGGCAAACUACAGUGGGUAAAACAUAUGGACUUUGGAAAUGUGUACUUCCUGAUGAUGCAGCUGCUAAUGAAUCUGGUGAUGUCUCUUCUGCCCAAGAUGAUAAUUCUGUUAAGGCAGAAGCUUAAUGUUGAUUUAAAAUUUACCAAUAUUUUGUUCGUUCUAAAAUGAAAAUAAUUGGGUCAAUAUCAUUAAAGAUCAGACCUGUAGAACUAUGCUUCCCACUUUUUUUAAAGCCCAUAGAAGUGACUUUUCAAAUUCCCUGUCACUUGGUGUUGGUAAAUAAGAGAGGCUUAAAAAACUAAAAAAAA
Messenger RNA from Limulus polyphemus (Atlantic horseshoe crab), 1199 nucleotides. It is a transcript of the gene wmd, whose product is annotated as serine-threonine kinase receptor-associated protein-like. The transcript has 7 exons. Gene Ontology annotation, cellular component: SMN complex. NCBI's taxonomy places the organism in Eukaryota, Metazoa, Arthropoda, Merostomata, Xiphosura, Limulidae. The record is from RefSeq and is a predicted model, not a curated record. Gene Ontology annotation, biological process: spliceosomal snRNP assembly. The coding region runs from base 12 to 1016 and encodes 334 amino acids. Gene Ontology annotation, molecular function: RNA binding; protein binding.